Messenger RNA from Fibroporia radiculosa, 2541 nucleotides. RefSeq lists its product as uncharacterized. The transcript has 10 exons. The record is from RefSeq and is a predicted model, not a curated record. Gene Ontology annotation, biological process: intracellular protein transport; endoplasmic reticulum to Golgi vesicle-mediated transport; retrograde vesicle-mediated transport, Golgi to endoplasmic reticulum. Gene Ontology annotation, cellular component: COPI vesicle coat. The coding region runs from base 1 to 2541 and encodes 846 amino acids. Gene Ontology annotation, molecular function: protein binding; structural molecule activity. Lineage: Eukaryota; Fungi; Basidiomycota; Agaricomycetes; Polyporales; Fibroporiaceae.
AUGUUGUUAGACGUCAAUAGAAAGCUCUUUAGUCGGUCAGAUCGCGUAAAAGGGGUCGAUUUCCACCCAACAGAGCCAUGGUUGCUUGCCGGUCUUUACAAUGGUACGGUCAACAUCUAUAACCACGAAACUGGCGCGAUCGUGAAGACAUUCGAGGUAUCCGAGGUUCCCGUACGCUGCGUCAAAUUUAUUGCCCGAAAGAAUUGGUUUGUCGCUGGCUCUGACGAUUUUCAACUCCGCGUCUUCAACUACAACACCCACGAAAAGGUUGUAGCUUUUGAGGCGCAUCCAGACUAUAUCAGAUGCCUCACGGUACAUCCGACGGCAAGCGUGGUGCUCACGGGUAGUGAUGAUAUGACACUCAGGGCGUGGGAUUGGGACAAGCAAUGGAGGUGUAUGCAGACAUAUGAAGGGCACACGCAUUACAUCAUGAAUAUCGCCGUGAAUCCGAAGGACCCGAACACGUUUGCGUCGUCGUGUUUAGAUCGGACCGUCAAGAUGUGGUCAUUGGGGUCACCCACCCCAAACUUCACUCUAGAGGCCCACGAGAAGGGCGUCAACUACGUUGACUUUUACCCUGGUGCCGACAGGCCAUAUCUGGUCACGGCAAGCGAUGAUCGAACCGUUAAGAUCUGGGACUAUCUCAGUAAGAGCUGCGUGCAAACACUUGAAAGUCACAGCAACAACGUGCUCUUUGUCGCUUUCCACCAGAAUCUACCAUUAAUCAUUAGCGGUGGCGAAGAUGGGACGGUAAAGCUUUGGAACAGCGGAACAUAUCGACUGGAGAACACUUUAAGCUAUGCACUUGAGCGUGCAUGGUGUGUUGCCGUGCACAAAAGCUCCAACGAGGUCGCCGUUGGAUACGAUGAGGGUGUAGUUGUCGUGAAGGACCUUACUGGGGUUCAGCUUGGGCGCGAUGAACCCACAUACAGCAUGGAUCCAUCAGGGAAACUCAUAUAUACGCGCAACAACGAAGUCCUAUCGGCUAAUUUGCAGACAAUCCAAGACGAGCUUAUCCCUGAAGGUAAUCGGAUACCGCUUUCGAUCAAAGAAAUGGGCACGACAGAAAUUUAUUCGACAUCACUGAAUCACUCCCCGAACGGUCGUUUCGUCACAGUCGUCGGCGACGGCGAAUAUAUUGUUUACACUGCUCUCGCAUGGCGGAACAAAGCGUUCGGUAAUGGAAAUUCGUUCGCCUGGGCAGGAGACUCAAACACUUACGCGAUCUUGGAGGGUAAGAUGAAGAUUCGUGUAUACAAAAACUUCCGAGAGCGCGCCGGCGCCGGUAUGAAGGGUGCUGGUUCAUGGAGUAUCGACGGCCUACACGGUGGGACGCUACUUGCCGCUCGAGGGAGUGGAUUUGUACUCUUUUGGGAUUGGGAGACGGGUGAAGUUGUUCGCAGGAUCGAGGCGGAUGCGAAGAAUGUGUACUGGUCAGGUACCGGGUCGUUGGUUGCGAUCACCACAGACGAAUCUUUCUAUAUUCUCCGUUUCGAUCGUGGGGCGUACAAUGCAAAACUGGAGGAGGGCGCUGAAAUCGGCGACGAGGGCGUCGAGGAGGCGUUCGAACUCGUGGCUGAGAUUGCAGACAACGUGAAGACGGCGAAGUGGAUAGGGGACUGCUUCAUCUAUACGACAGUAGCAAAUCGGUUGAAUUAUUUCGUUGGAUUGGAGUCAUACACAAUUACGCCUUUCGAUAUGCCUCUGUAUCUGCUAGGCUAUAUACCUUCGCACAACCGUGUUUAUCUUGCAGACAAGGACAUGAAUACGUACAGCUACGCGCUGUCGCUCAGCCUCGUGGAGUAUCAAACUGCUGUCUUGCGUGGUGACAUGGAGGCUGCCGCGGAGAUUCUCCCCACAGUGCCCAAAGAGCAACGAAAUAAAGUUGCCACAUUCUUGGAAGGAAGAGGCCUCAAGGAACUCGCAGUGCAAGUCACCACUGACCCGGAUCACAAGUUCGAUUUAUCUCUACAGUUAGAUGAUCUGGAUGCAGCAGUUGAAAUCGCACGGACGGUCCCGGAACUUGAAGCCGAAAGCAAAUGGAAAGCAAUCGGAGACCGCGCCCUCGCCGUGUGGCGAUUUGAUUUGGCGCGGGAGAGUUACGAAAAGGCGGGCGACACCAGCGCCCUUAUGCUCCUCCUACUAUCCAUUGGCGACAGAGAUGGUCUAGCGAAGCUAGCGGUAACUGCUGAGCAAAAGGGCCAAAACAACCUCGCGUUUGCCUCCCUCCUUCAGCUCGGCGACGCAAAGCCGUGCGUAGAUCUCCUCAUCAAAACACACCGAGCGCCAGAAGCCGCCAUGCUCGCUCGCACAUAUGCACCUAGCAAGGUGCCCGAGGCAGUGCAAGCGUGGAAGACGGAACUCAAAGCGAAACCAAAGCUGGCAACAGCCAUCGCCCACCCUACCGACAGCCCGGAACUUUUCGAGGAGGGAUGGCAAGAGGCCGUAGCGCGGGAAGACGAGGAGCUCGCGCAGUCUCCAGCACACCCAUUGGUAAACGGCACGUCAGAAGCCGAGGCAGAAGAGCCUCCAGAGAACUAG